UUGUCUUUGGUCAUGGACGCCAUUGAUGGCAGCGCUCCUUCACGCCUGUGGUGUAAUUUCCGCACCACCAAACCACAUGCAGGCGUUUUGCGCAGAACGUCGCCCAGAGUUGCCUAUGCAACAGCGCCCAAGCGAAGGCCCCACCUCCAGGCAGUAGCCUUAUCAACGGUGGUGGCAGUGUCGUUGUCACGCCGACCCCGUGUCGUCAAGUGCAGCCGGCAGAACAGCCAAGCGCCCAUACAAACUGCUGCAGGUUCGCUACUUGUUCUUUGUGGACCUUCCGGGGUUGGCAAAAGCACAUUGGUGAAGCGUUUGCUGAGCCACGAUGAGUUGGGACAAUGUUUUGGCCUGGUGGUGUCACACACUACACGGCCGCCCCGGGACUCUGAAGUCGACGGGGUGGACUAUCAUUUUGUCAGCAGACAAGUGAUGGAAGAAAUGAUUGCUGACGGUAAAUUCCUGGAACAUGCGGAUGUACAUGGAAACCUCUAUGGCACUUCGUUCGCGGCUAUCCAGGACAUUUGUGCAGCUGGCCAGAAUUGCGUGCUUGACAUCGACGUGGAGGGUGUGAAGAGUCUCAAGGCCUACAUUGCCAAGGAGGAGAUGCAGCAUUCGUAUUUCGUGGAAGUGCUGCCUGAGGGCGGUAUUGCAACGUUGGAGGCACGAUUGCGCUCCAGAGGUGUGGACGACGAGGCCGGUAUCCAAAGACGACUGGCCACGGCUCGAAAAGAGAUGAAGGAGUACGGUUCCAUCCAGUGGGACUCCACCAUUCUGAGUGUCGACGGUGACAUCGACCGCGGCGCACAAGAACUGCGGCGGAUCGCCACACGCUUGGUCGGCAUGCCAGAAUCCAGCUUGGCCGAAGAUGAUGAACCCAUGGAAUCGCCGGAUCCUGUUCAAGAUGGUCCUGCAGUUCCAUCUGGGGCACCCACCAAGAGCGUCUUUGGCGAGUUCAGUGGGCUUGCAAGGAUGCUGGGCGACUCCUGUGUCGAUCUGGGCCAAGGUUUCCCCAACUUUGAUCCGCCCGAAUUCGUGGUGAAGGCCUUGCGUGAUGAGCUGGAUGGUACCGUGCCUGGUGCCGUGCGCACUAGGCACCAGUACACGAGGACAGCGGGACAUGUGACCCUGGUUGAGGCGCUGGCAGAGCGCUACAGCCGCCAUCUGGGUCGGUCCUUGGAUGCUAUGAAGGAGGUGGCUGUGACGGUCGGCGCCACCAAUGCCUUGUUCCUGGCCAUGCAGGCUGCCUUAGCUCGCCCUGGAGCUGGCCGAGAGAUUGUGGCGCUGGAGCCAUUUUUCGAACUUUAUCGGUCACAGGCGCGCGGUUUGAACGCGGAGUUCCGCAGCGUGGCGCUGCGUUUCGACGAGGCGAAGCGAUGCUUCGAGCUGGACGUGGAGGCCUUGGCGGAGGCCUUGGGGCCGCAGACGGCAGCGUUGAUCGUCAACACGCCGCACAACCCAACGGGCAAGGCUUUUGAAGAGUGGGAGCUGAAGGCCAUUGCGAAGCUGGCCCAACAACAUCCAAAUCUGCUGGUGAUCAGUGACGAGGUUUACAAGUACAUGAUCUUCGAUCCUCCCAGUGGCGGUCUUGCCAACCAGAAGGAUUCACCAGCAGGUCACAUCCACUUUGCAAAGCUGCCGGGCAUGUGGGAGAAGACCCUCACGGUGAGCUCUGCUGGGAAGACCUUCGGCAUCACCGGAUGGCAGAUAGGUUGGCUGAUCGGUCCAAGCGAGUGGAUGGAGCCUAUCCAGUGCUAUAUGCCGAACUUGCAGUUCUGUGCCCCGACGCUCACGCAGCGUGCCUUGUGCCGCGUGCUGCGCGAGGCCGCAGAGCCCUUUCAUGGUGCGGAGAGCUACUAUGAAUGGCUGCGACAGGACUAUGCUCGGCGGCGUGACAUCAUGGUGGCCGCACUGGAGGCUGGUGGCAUCAAAACUGCCAGGUCGCAAGGAGGUUUUUUCUUGCUCGGAGACAUCAGUGGAUUAUGUGGUCCAGAAGGUCCCCUACAUGAGAGCUGGGAGGCAUCCUUAAGGCCCGAUGAAGCCAAGGAUUGGACCUGCUGCCGAGCCCUUGCAGCUGAGAUUGGCAUCGUCAGCCUUCCGGUGAGCCCAUUCUUCGGCGCAGGCUCUGCUAAGAACAUUCGCACCCGUUUUGCGCGCUUUUGUUUCGCCAAGACGGAUGCUACUCUAGAGGAGGCUGCAAAGCGCUUGGCAUCGCUGGCAUGAGCAAAA
Molecule: messenger RNA, 2226 nt
Organism: Cladocopium goreaui
Lineage: Eukaryota; Dinophyceae; Suessiales; Symbiodiniaceae
Source: the annotation of a GenBank genome assembly